GCUCCACUUCCCCGCAAGAUCAUCCGGCUAAGGCAGGACAGUUAAAUUCUCACUUAUAGAAACUGCUAUUACAAUUUGUGCCGUUACACUCUCUCCUCUUUUCUCCCUCAAUUCGUCCCUGCUUUCUCAUUCGCUCGUCUCCAAGCUUCGCCCAUGCCUACUCUCUCUCACGCUUCCAUCUUCUUCUUCUUCUUCUCUCUUCUCUUCCCAUCUCUUCGCUUCGCCAUUGGGUUUCAGUGGAGUGGUGGAACUCGAGUACAUGAAUGGGUUUUUGGGUAUGUAAUGGGGGAGAAGCUGGAACAGCGUGGUCAAGAUUCGCAGUCUUUCAUCGGCAUCAACUAUGGGCAAGUCGCCAACAACCUACCGCCGCCUGAGGCCACCGUGAAGCUGCUCAAAUCCACGUCAAUUGAAAAGGUCAGAUUAUACGGCGCCGAUCCGGGAAUCAUCAAAGCUCUUGCCAACACUGGUAUCGGAAUCGUUAUCGGCGCCGCCAACGGCGACAUCCCCGCCCUAGCCUCCGAUCCGAACUUCGCGGCUCAGUGGGUGAACUCAAACGUCAUCGCCUACUACCCUGCAAGCAAGAUUAUCCUCAUCACUGUUGGCAACGAGGUCAUGAGCUCCACCGACCAGAACCUGAUGUCGCAGCUCUUGCCGGCGAUGCAAAAUGUCCAGAAUGCCCUCAACGCGGCGUCACUGGGAGGAAAAGUCAAGGUCUCAACCGUGCACUCCAUGGCCGUGUUGACUCAGUCUGACCCGCCCUCCUCCGGCGCUUUCAACCCGGCGACUUCGGACACAAUGAGGGGCUUGUUGGAGUUCCAGAGAAACACUGGCUCGCCUUUUGCCAUCAACCCAUACCCUUUCUUCGCGUACCAGAGCGAUCCCAGGCCCGAGACACUCGCCUUUUGCCUGUUUCAACCCAACACGGGACGAGUUGACUCGGGCAACAAUAUCAAGUACACGAACAUGUUUGAUGCCCAGGUUGAUUCUGUGAGAUCUGCUUUAAAUGCAAUGGGAUUCAAGGAAGUUGAGAUUGUUGUUGCUGAGACAGGGUGGCCAUACAGUGGAGAUGCCAAUGAAGUUGGGCCCAGCAUUGAGAAUGCGAAGGCCUACAAUGGGAAUUUGAUUGCCCACCUUAGAUCAAUGGCUGGGACCCCAUUGAUGCCUGGGAAAUCUGUGGAUACGUAUAUUUUUGCACUUUAUGAUGAGAAUUUGAAACCUGGUCCAGGCUCGGAACGGGCAUUUGGACUUUUCAAGCCUGAUCUUUCCAUGACAUAUGAUGUCUCUCUUUCAAAGAGUAGCCAGACCCCAUCAACCCCGGAAACUCCAGUGAAUCCAUCACCAAACCCAACAGCUAGUUCUGUCUGGUGUGUGCCCAAGACUGGUGUUUCUGAUGCUCAACUGCAGGCAAAUCUUGACUAUGCUUGCAGCCAGGGCAUCGACUGCACCCCAAUUCAACCUGGUGGCGCUUGUUUUGAACCAAACACCGUUGCAGCACAUGCUGCUUAUGCCAUGAACCUGCUCUAUCAAUCUUCUGGCAAGAAUUCGUGGAACUGUGAUUUCACUCAGACAGCAACUCUCACAUCCAGCAAUCCAAGUUAUAAUGCUUGCACUUUCCCUGGUAGCUGAAAAGGAAGAGGAAACGUCAUCUUAUGUCCAAUAAUAAUCAAGAAGAAUAAAAGGCCAUGAUAGUUUGCAGCAAGUGGUGGUUGUUCCCUAGCUUUGUUUGUAAAGCUUUUUCUCCUUUGAUGUGUGGAUGUAAAUCUCUCUGAAGCUUUCUCACUUUAGGUUGUGAAUGCUACUACAACUCUUUCUUUCUCCAUAUUUUUCUUGAAGGAAGGGGGGGACCGGGGGUUGGUGGCGGGUAAGGAGCAAUUAUGUUGAGAAGAAGAGCAGUCGAGGAAAUAAGUCCUCACUAAUAUGAUAUAUGAGCUGUAGUACUAGACUUCAGAUUUCGAAUUAUGUAGUAUGUGAUGUAGAAAGAUCCUGGCUUGGCCUUAUCCAAACAAUUGUUCUAUUUCAUGA
This is a messenger RNA of Vitis riparia (riverbank grape), 2022 nucleotides long. Its product is annotated as glucan endo-1,3-beta-D-glucosidase. Lineage: Eukaryota; Viridiplantae; Streptophyta; Magnoliopsida; Vitales; Vitaceae. The record is from RefSeq and is a predicted model, not a curated record. Gene Ontology annotation, cellular component: plasma membrane. The transcript has 6 exons. The coding region runs from base 154 to 1626 and encodes 490 amino acids. Gene Ontology annotation, molecular function: hydrolase activity, hydrolyzing O-glycosyl compounds. Gene Ontology annotation, biological process: carbohydrate metabolic process.